AUGGAAGAGAUUGACUGCGAAUUCGUUCAUCGCAUGCCGUGGCAGCAGAAUCAGGACGGUGAGGAGACGCAGGGCGCGGAGAAUGGCGAGGACACGGCGAGGGAGGGAGACGAGUGGGCCGGAAGGGGUAGCGAUCUGCCCGGAGCUCCGUUCAAGACGACGCUGAGGGGUCACAUCGCCAUGGAGGCGAGGCCGGUGUCGGAAGAAGCGAGCAAAGGUUUGGCAGAGCCUUACGUCCCUCGCGCCAACAUUGCUGCGACGCCGGAGAGGCCGUUCGGAACGCAGGAAGGCAACUGGGCGAAGCAGCACGAGAACGACUCGGUCCUGCAGCAGCACUGCGCCUUUUUCGACCCGGACAACGACGGCAUCGUCUGGCCCUGGGACGUGUUCUGGGGCUUUCACCAGCUCGGAUACGCGCUGCCCUGGUGCAUCCUCUCCGUCAUGAUCAUCUCGACCUCGUUCUCCUGGUUCACGAGCGAAAGCUGGAUCCCGAACCCGCUCUUCCCCAUCAACCUUAAGCACAUCCACCGCGCCAAACACGGCUCCGACACCGGCACCUACCACAACGAAGGCCGCUUCAUCCCGGCGCACUUCGAGGCGAUCUUUUCCAAGUUCGACAAGGGCCUCAAGGGCGGCGUCACAUUCUACGAGGGCCUCCAGCUCAUCCGUGCGCAACGCAACAUCUUGGACUUUGCUGGAUGGGUCGGCGCCUUCUUCGAGAUGCUCGCAACAUACCUCCUCAUCUGGCCAGCGGACGGAAUCAUGCGAAAGGAAGACUUGAGGACCGUCUACGAUGGCUCGAUCUUCUAUACCAUCGCCGCCCGCGAGUGCGAACGCCGCCGCCUCGCCCGCUCCGAAUCGCUCCUCUUCUACCUCUUCACCUUCUUCCCCCUCAACGGCAUCUUCAAGGAGAACCGCGCGCAGACGACGACCGAGUACGCGCGUGGCGGAGGAAAGAAAGGCAGGAUCAGUCGCGAGCAGCUCUGGAACCAGAAAGCCGGGACGGGAUGGGUUGAGGGACUGAAGAGGGGCAGGUGA
Molecule: messenger RNA, 1038 nt
Organism: Rhodotorula toruloides NP11
Lineage: Eukaryota; Fungi; Basidiomycota; Microbotryomycetes; Sporidiobolales; Sporidiobolaceae
Product: protein of caleosin family
Exons: 5
Coding region: 1-1038 (345 amino acids)
Molecular function (GO): calcium ion binding; monooxygenase activity
Source: RefSeq, a predicted model, not a curated record